AUGCAGUAUCUGGACGGCAAGACCACCGUCACUCACAUCAUCGCUAGUAAUCUCACUCCCAAGAAAGUGGUCGAAUUUCAAAGGUACCGUAUCGUCAAGCCAGCCUGGGUAGUGGACAGCAUCCAGGCGGGAAAGUUACUUCCGUGGAACGAAUAUCGCGUUGUGGAUGAAGGCGACAAACAGAAUGUGCUAGGUUUCGACCAAGGCAAGGUCACGAGCCGCUCCAACGUCAAGACUAGGGGAUAUCGCGAUCAAACAGAGGCUAGUUGGUAUACUGGUCAGCUCCAGGGUACACAGGCCGGGCCUUCCAGUACACCAACACCCCUGAACCACGUGCGAUCUCGCUUCUCGAAGCAACGACUUCCCACGCCAGAGGAUGAAAUCGAGGACCAGCCAGCUUCUCGUCUGUCGGCCUCUGAUCGUCUGCACCGCAAAGCUGGUGGAUCGAGCAAAGUAGGAAAGCUGGUCACACCUCCCAAGACAAGCCCUCUCGUUGCCGCACAACAACAGCCUGGAAACCCUUUAGAUUAUCACAAUGAACUUGACGGCCUUGAUGAUAGCCUUUACGCUAACCCUACCACACGCCAUACACGACACAGGGACCCCGAUGCUGAUGCCACCAAUAAUGAAGAAUCACGAACUACUAGAAAGAAUUCACCUGACCCAAAAGGGAGGCCCUUGACCGCCGAGGAACACAAUGCUAUUCUUCUCAGUGACCCUAAGAUUCGCAAAUCGACCGUCGUCGAUCCCCACUUUUUGGAACAAUACUAUCGUGAAUCAAGAUUGCACCAUUUGUCGACUUGGAAGGCUGAUCUCAAGUCUCAGCUCCAGGCGCUGGCAAGCGAAAAGAGCUCAUCGCAACAAAGCAAACAGAAGCGGCCACCAGGCGCCCGCCGUUACGUUUUACAUGUAGACUUUGACAGCUUUUUUGCUGCAGUCAGCUUGAAGAAGAACCCUGAAUACAGAGACAAGCCAGCAGUAGUCGCACAUGGGCAAGGAAGUGGCUCUGAAAUCGCCAGUUGCAACUACCCAGCACGAAAAUAUGGUAUUAGGAACGGCAUGUGGAUGAAACGGGCUCUGGAGCUUUACCCGGAUGUGAAGAUCCUUCCAUAUGACUUUCCCGCGUAUGAAGAAGCCAGCCGUGCUUUUUAUGAUGCCAUUCUUGCUACUGGCGGGCUGGUUCAGAGUGUAAGCGUGGAUGAGGCGCUGAUUGAUGUUUCGAACCUCUGUAUCGCCGCUGGUGGCAGUGAUGGUCGACGACAGUCUGAAGGCAGUACCUAUCGCGAGCAGUCAAAGGCGGAUGAAAUCGCCCGGGAUCUCAGGGAGGAAGUCUACGCCAAAACUGGUUGCAACGUGUCUGUGGGUAUUGGCAGCAACAUUCUGUUAGCCAAGGUAGCACUGCGAAAGGCUAAACCUGCUGGGCAGCAUCAGAUAAAGCCAGAGGAGGUGCUACAUUUUGUUGGUGAGUUGCAAGUUCAGGAUCUUCCGGGAGUCGCGUCUUCGAUUGGCGGUAAGCUUGAAGAGCUGGGUAUGAAAUACGUCAAGGAUGUUCGAGAGCUCACUAAAGAAAGACUUGUUCAAACGCUGGGUCCUAAGACUGGCGAGAAGUUGUACGAGUAUGCACGAGGAAUCGAUCGCCAGGAGGUUGGCGAGCAGGUUGUGCGGAAAUCUGUUUCGGCAGAAGUCAACUGGGGUGUUCGGUUUGCGACUCAGCAACAGGCGGAUGAGUUCAUUGCGAGCUUGUGUGGUGAGUUGCAGAAGCGGCUGCUAAAAGAGAAGGUCAAAGGCAAGCAAUUCACCAUGAAAAUUAUGCGACGUUCGCCCGAUGCUCCUUUAGAUCCACCAAAACACCUCGGCCAUGGCAAGUGCGAUACUCACAACAAGAGCUUAGUGCUUGGGGUCGCUACGAACUCAAAGGAAAUCCUCACUAAAGAGGCCUUGGGCAUCCUGCGAGGAUUUGGCUUCACGCCUGGGGAACUACGAGGAAUUGGUAUCCAGAUGACAAAGCUGGAGCCGAUGAGGAGCGCUACUGAUGGCAGUCUGGAGGGAUCACAACGCAGGCUACAGUUCAAAACCGGUGAUGCCAAGCCAACCAUCUCUGCCACGAAACCUCCAACAUCUCGCCAGCUGCCCAAGUUCGUAAAACAAGACCCAAUACAAGAUGACCCUGAGACACCGAGGAAAUCGAAAACAGCCUUGGAGGACGAGCACGUUUCUUUUGGUGCCCAGCAACUCAAUCAGUCUACCCCAUCUCGGCGGCCGCUGAAUACUCUGGGGACGCAAUUUAUCAUGCCUAGCCAAGUUGACCCCGGAGUCCUGGCCGAGUUGCCAGAAGACAUUCGUUCAAAACUACUGCGUCAGACCAAGAACAAGUCUCCCACACCUUCAUCACAAAAUGGCUAUCAAGACGACCCAGCCACGCCAACAAAAGCGCCACCUUUUGUAAUGACAGCACUCCCUGCUCAGUCUCAGCUCGAUCCAGAAAUUCUGGCCGCACUUCCAGAGGACGUACGGGCUGAAGUUCUGGCUCAAUAUGCCGCCAACUCGGUAGCCUCUUCGCCCUCGCGACGUCCGAGGCACGCUGAUCAGACCUUACUACCCCAAUCUCCCCGCAAAAACAGGAUCAUAGGCAUACCGGCAAAGAAACCCAUGGUCCCCGUCAAGCGCGGGCGAGGUCGUCCCCCAAAAUCAGCCAUGCUCGCCGCAGCUGCCCAAGCCACAGCAGUCAGCCAUGACGGCAAAAGGCUCACCCAAGCAAACUUCAUCUCUCUGAAAAACCCUGCCCGUGAGAGCAUCAGCAGAGAACGAUCACUUGAACCCGUCAUCACCGACGAAGAGCAUGACACCGUACCUAUUGCCGCUAUUACCGCCAGUCCCAAACGGCCACGCUCCAACCACAACGAAGAAGAACUUGACCAUGACUUCCUCGCCGCCCUCCCCGACGAGAUCCGCAAAGAAAUCAUCGCAGAGCACAAACGCAAGAAACUCCAAGCCUUCCGCCUCUCCGUCACCCGCAAGGCAAAAACAAUGGCUGCUGCCGUACCACCCCCUCCACGGCCCGCCCAAACGAUUAAACUCCCUCGACCCAGGAAACCGACAUUUACCACGCAACGCCUCUCGCGGGAACAAGAUCUUAGAAGCGCGGUCAAGGAGUGGAUUCAGGAGUUUGCAGAUGAAGGACCGUAUGGCGAGGAUGUUGGCGCGCUGGUCAAGUAUUUGAGCAAGGUUGUGGUGGAGGAGAGGGAUUUGGCAAAGGCAGUGGGGGUGGUACGAUGGGUGGAGUUUGUGGUUGAGGAUCUGGAGGUUGAGGGGGUGUGGGAGGGGGCGGUGGGGAGGAUUAAGAAGGGGGUUGGGGAUGCGGUGGAUGAGAGGGGGGUUAGAGGGAAGGUGUUUGAGUGA
Messenger RNA from Plenodomus lingam JN3, 3399 nucleotides. RefSeq lists its product as uncharacterized. Gene Ontology annotation, biological process: error-prone translesion synthesis; error-free translesion synthesis. NCBI's taxonomy places the organism in Eukaryota, Fungi, Ascomycota, Dothideomycetes, Pleosporales, Leptosphaeriaceae. Gene Ontology annotation, molecular function: damaged DNA binding; DNA-directed DNA polymerase activity; deoxycytidyl transferase activity. The record is from RefSeq and is a predicted model, not a curated record. Gene Ontology annotation, cellular component: nucleus.